Molecule: messenger RNA, 4563 nt
Organism: Mobula hypostoma (lesser devil ray)
Lineage: Eukaryota; Metazoa; Chordata; Chondrichthyes; Myliobatiformes; Myliobatidae
Gene: socs6a
Product: suppressor of cytokine signaling 6
Exons: 2
Coding region: 631-2244 (537 amino acids)
Biological process (GO): phosphatidylinositol phosphate biosynthetic process; regulation of growth; protein ubiquitination
Cellular component (GO): phosphatidylinositol 3-kinase complex
Molecular function (GO): 1-phosphatidylinositol-3-kinase regulator activity
Source: RefSeq, a predicted model, not a curated record
AAUCGGUAACUGUGAACGGGAUAGAGGAAUAAAUCAGUAACAGGAAUAGAGAGAGUCAGUUAAGAGGGAGAAUCAGUUACGGGAAUAGGAACAGGAAGAGCGAGCGAGAGAGAGAGAGAGAGGGGGGAGAUAGAGAUAUAGAGUCAGUUGUAGAGUUGUGCAGAGAGAAGUCAGUUAACAGGGAGGGGGAGAGAGUGAGUGAAUCAGUAACAGCCUUAGAGAGGGCGAGCGAGAGAGAGAGAGAGACAGACAGUCAGUUUCUGAGAGAGUAUGGCAGAGAAUCAGUAAAGAGAAAAGGGACGAAAUAGCGAGAAUUGAUAACAAGGAGAGGGGGAGGCGGUCGGUUCAUUAAUCCGUGUCCGGUGGCUCCGGGUCCUUUGCAACUUGGGCUGCUGGGCUGGGAGUGCCUGGGUGUCCCGGACCAGGCCGGGCCGGGCCUGUCUCCGCCCCUCCACAGCUCCAGGACCGGCCGCGCUGAUGGCGCAGACGAGCUGCUGCGGAUGUUCCGAGGAUAUGGAGGUCAUGAUGUUCACCUGUGAUUUAGAAGAAGAAAAGAACGUUAGCUAGAUUGAUCCAAAGAGCAUCACUGAGGCCAUUACUGUGCAAAAGGAAUUGCACACCUUCGCCAGGAUGAAGAAAAUCAGCCUUAAAACCAUCAAAAAAUCCUUCAAUUUGAGCAAAGGCAAAGAUGAAAACGAAUUUGUGGUCGUCCAGCCAUCGUCGCUUGUGAAUGACUUUGGGAAGGAAGAUUCCCUGUUUAGUUGUUAUGGGAAAGAUCUGACUGGUAACGAUAUAAACAAAUCCGACGAGGAUGACAAAGGACCAAAAAAUAAAACAAAAGGUGAAGGGUUGAUGGGUACGCUGAAAAGGAGGCUUUCUGCAAAGCAGAAGCAGAAGCCUAAAGGAAGUUCUCCUUCUGUCGGCUUUGUGGAGGAUGAUCGAUUUUCCUCCUCUUCGACCCCUGCAAGCAUUAAUGAUUUAAAAGCGCAAAGACCCUUAAGGUCCACAUCGCUUCGUGGCCACCAUUACAGUCCUACCCCUUGGCCAUUGCGAUCGACUAGCUCUGAAGAGACCUGUAUUAAGAUGGAGGGUAAAGUUAAGGCAUUGGUUCAUAAUAAUAGCCCGAAUCAGGCAUUAAAUGGAGUUCGUAAAGAGUUCCAUGACAUGCAGACGGACCAUAUGUUUCAAGAACAGAGCAACACAGUCAAGGAAAUUGACUCUCAAAAUGGCAACUCCCAUCCAAAUAUUGAUGAAUCUUGUCAUGUCCCUGUUGUAAUUGGAUUAAUGCCUCAGAACUACAUUCAAUACACAAUGCCUUUAGAUGAGGGAAUGUAUCCUAUGGAAGGGUCACGUAGUUAUUGUCUUGACAAUCCAUUGCCAAUGGAAAUUGCUUCAGUGCCAUCCCAUGUAUGCAGUAGCACACUACAGACAGAUGAAGGACAUAUAGUUCCAGAUUUAGUGGUUGCCUCUGAUAUCUUCUUGGACCCCCCUGUUAAUGGUCUUUUGAUUGGUACUACAGGUGUUCUCUUGCAGAACUCAAGCUCCAACCACACUGAUAUCCCUCCACUGUCUCCACUCCUACCUCCAGGCUCCAAUCAAAUGCAGUUGACGUUUCCGGGAUUUGUCGGUACAGCAGCUCAUGUAGCAGAAAGAGUACGCCAUCAUCUAAACUUUGAUCCAAAUUCUGCACCAGGAGUGGGAAGAGUUUAUGACUCUGUACAAAAUAACGGUCCGAUGGUGGUUACAAGUCUCACAGAGGAGCUGAAAAAACUUGCAAAGCAAGGAUGGUACUGGGGCCCCAUAACACGGUGGGAGGCAGAGGAGAAGCUCGCCAAUGUGCCUGACGGAUCUUUUCUUGUGCGUGAUAGUUCUGAUGACCGAUAUCUUUUAAGCCUGAGUUUUCGUUCCCAAGGCAAAACUCUUCACACUAGAAUAGAACACUCAAAUGGCAGGUUUAGCUUUUAUGAACAGCCAGAUGUGGAAGGACACACAUCCAUUGUAGAGCUGAUUGAGCAUUCAAUUAAAGACUCUGAAAAUGGAGCAUUUUGCUAUUCUAGGUCUCGCCUACCUGGCUCUGCAACGUAUCCUGUAAGACUAACAAAUCCAGUUUCCCGGUUCAUGCAAGUCCGUUCACUACAAUAUCUGUGCCGUUUCGUUAUCCGUCAAUACACUCGAAUAGACUUAAUUCAAAAAUUGCCUCUGCCAAACAAAAUGAAGGAUUAUUUGCAGGAAAAGCACUACUGAGAAGUUUUGAAGUCUUGCAGAUUGCACUUUUCAGAACUGGAAUGCAUUGGAAUAUUUUUUUUAAAUAUAAUUUAUCGAAAAUUAGCUGAAAAAAAAUCAUUGUUUAUUUGAAGGUGUUCCUUCAUUUUGUAAUCACAGGCCUCUAUUCGUUAAUCUCCCCCCAGUCCUUCCACCGUGUACCCAUCUAAAACUAAGUCCAGCCUAUUUACAAAGUAAAGUUGUCGAGGUCUAGCAGUAUUUUCUCAUCUGUGGAAAAAGUACUGAAGCUUGUCCACGCCUAAUCUUUGUACAUUUUACACUAUUAACUCCAGAUUUCUAUCCUUGCCAUCCAGAUCUAUAAAAGAAUCAGUGGAAUAAACUCCCAGGACCUAUCAGAUAACUAAAAGCAAUGAUUGGAACUCAACAUUUUGCUUCUCAACACCUUUUGUUGAACUCCCACUAAUUGGUAAUGAUAUGAAUGAUAUUGAAGCUUUGGUCAUUAAUUAUUUAGCUGUACAUUUAUACAUUGAAAUUGAAUAAAUAUCUUGGUAUAUUCUCGAUAUAUUACAUUUAAAAAAUCUAGUCCCACUAUGUUAACGUCAGUGCUUCUAUUCAAAAUUAGCUGUGCUCAAAGACAAGUGACCUCCCAGGGAAAAGUGCACCAAAUAAGGUAGUACCUGGGCAAUUUAUCUGCUUUAAAAUCAAGCUAGGAUUUGUUUUUAAUUAAAAACAAAAAUGCUUAAUGGAGAAAAACAACAACACAAUGUGUUCAAUUCAGCAGAUGGUAGAGGGGCUCAUAAAUCCAUGUGCAAUUUGCUCUUUAUUUCUGUUUGGCAUAUUAAGCUAAACAGUUGCUGGCAGGCUGAAAGAUCACACCUUGUGCCACUUACCCUUCAGACAAUGUACUGUACUCUGUUUCUCUUUCUUACAUAAUUUUUUUGUACAGACCUCUGUGCAAGUCCAAACCCUAUUUCUUCGAUUGGAAUUAUUUUCCUUAAAAAUUCCUCCUCAGAGUUUAAAAACAUUAUUCCAACAUUUGUCCUUUUUGCAUUUUAAAUUUGUUCAUAUUUUGUGUUUGAUUCAAAACAUUGUCUCCAAUUGUGUUUUUAAGGUAGAGCACAAUGUAGAUUUAUUUUGAAUCACCCUGGUUGGCACAUCAGGUUCUUGUGCCAGUUUGUGCUUGUGAGCCCAGGACCAAUUUUGUAAAAGGCUGUUAUGCCAGUAUUUUGAGUAAUAGUUUAAAAUCCAGUGGGACACCACAUAGAAAUCAGUAAAUAUUGAUAAGUAUUGUCCCUGGUUUUAAAGGGAACUAUUGAGCUUUAUGUGCAUACUUCAAAUUCUGUGCAUUUUGGAUGAAAGGUGUAGGGCACCAGCAUUCAUUUCUUUGAGGUAAUACAGAAUUUUAUGAAUUCCUUUGUUUUCAGUUACACGAAUUGUAAUUUGGAAAUCAUGAUUGAGGACUUUGAGUAAUUGCUUCAUGUCCCUGUGUCCUUGUAGACAUCAGGUAAAGAUUGAUUAAUCAUGCCAAUGAGAUAAAUUGAAUGUUUUUUUGUGUUCUCUUUUAAUCAGUUGGCAUAUUAUUCCUGUAGUUCAUUUGUAUUUCAAUAGACCAGUUGGCUGAAAUUUAUCAAUAAUUUCCUUCCUUUAUUUUUCCUCCUUUUGUUCAUGUACUUUGUGCACUUUUAGGUUGUGUUCAGUUUCACAUUUCCCUGUAUUGCCAUAUAGAAAAAUCUCUGUAGUGUACAGGCAAAAUUGUCCCGAUAAAAUCAUUCAUAAUAUACCAUUUCUUAGUGUGCAUUGUCAUUCGUCACUCAGUAUAACAGUUUCUGAUUGGUCUUCCUCUAUGUCCUGUGAGUGACAUAAGUAAUAAGCCAUUUUGUAUAUUCAAGUAUUAUCAAAUCUGAAAUCACAGGAUUAGAGCCAGUCAGCUGGAAAAUGAUAUCUGCGGCUUAACCAGACUGGGUGCUUUGGAAUUCACUCCGCAAAAUGUUCAGUGCCCAGUAACAUUCAGCUUUGAAUUAUUAAUUUAGCAAUUUUUAUACCCACAGUUUCCUUUUUUUUUAAUUCAACUAUAAUUGGGAUAAUUAAGAAAACACAAAAGAUUCUGCAGAUGCUGGAAAUCCAGAUCAGCACACACAAACGUAGCAGUUCAGGCAGCAUCGAUCGAAAUGAAUAAGCAGUUGAUGUUCAGGGCUGAGACCCUUCAUCGGGACUGGAUAGGAAGGGGCUGACAGACUCCUUUUUCAGCCCUUUGCCUCUUUGUCUGUAACCUCCUAGCUUCUCUCAUCAUUCUCUUUCAUCCCUCUCCCACACCCACCUGCCUACCUACCUGGAAAUGAA